UAUGCUAGUUUCGCAGUAGUUGCCAAUUACUGGCGGAACAGUGAACACAUUUAUCUAGAGUGUUUUGCUCACGAAAAUACAUUUUAUAAGUGUAUUUGUUCUCAUAAGAUCGCGUGUAGUUAUACGCUGUUUCUUAGGAGAGGUUCCCCGCUCUGACCUUUAUGUGAGGAUUUAGCCCAAAGGGAACGGGUCACAGACGGGAGGAGAGACUCGGAGCGACCGGCCGCAGGAUCCUGAUAGCGGAGCUUUUAUUCGGAGUCUUUGUAUCCAUUCCCCGACUAUAGGGAAUAAUCACCCAGGAACUGAGACAAACGCGGUCAACUAUCUGCAAAAUCAGGCUGUGCUCAACGUUGAAUUCACCAAACAAUGGAAGCGAUUGCUAAGUACGAUUUCAAAGCAACUGCUGACGACGAGCUAAGUUUCAAACGGGGGGAGGUCCUGAAGGUAUUAAACGAAGAAUGUGACCAGAAUUGGUACAAGGCAGAGCUGAACGGCAAAGAUGGCUUUAUCCCCAAGAACUACAUUGAGAUGAAGGCACAUCCGUGGUUCUUUGGCAAGAUCCCUCGGGCUCGGGCGGAGGAGAUGCUCAACAAACAGAGACACGACGGGGCCUUCCUCAUCCGAGAGAGCGAGAGCGCGCCAGGAGACUUCUCCCUUUCCGUCAAGUUUGGAAAUGAUGUCCAACACUUCAAAGUGUUGCGUGACGGGGCAGGGAAGUAUUUCCUGUGGGUGGUGAAGUUUAACUCUCUGAAUGAGCUGGUGGACUACCACCGCUCUACCUCAGUGUCACGGAACCAGCAGAUCUUCUUACGGGACAUCGAACAGGUCCCUCAGCAUCCAUCGUAUGUGCAGGCGCUCUUCGACUUCGACCCCCAGGAGGAGGGCGAGCUUGGUUUCCGUCGCGGCGACUUUAUCCAGGUGCUGGACAACUCUGACCCCAACUGGUGGAAAGGCGCCUGCCACGGUCAGACGGGCAUGUUCCCGCGCAACUACGUCACACCUGUGAACCGGAACAUGUAAAUAACACAGAAAACAAGACAACAACAACAACAACAACAACAAAAAAACGAUCCCACCCACAGAACCAACCCCAGAUCCUUUUUUUGUCCCCCUGCCUCCACACACUAUCACACACAUAUGCACAUACACAUGGACACACACACUAACACUCAUGCCUGCACAUCCGGAGAGAAGAAAUGGGCAGAAGAACAGAAAUCUUAGAUGGAAAGAAAGGAUGAAGAAUUACAAAAAUGAGGAGUGGAGGAGACCAAGGCGUAGCCUCUCCAGAGAAAAAGCAAAAUGAACACACACACACACAAAAACAGCAACUUAAAAAAAAUCCUGAGAAUGUUUUUUUUUUUUUUUUUUUUUUUUCUUUUCUAUUUCUUUUUCUGACAACUUCAAUGAAAGCUUAGUCAUAACUGCUCCACUUAAAACGUCUGUCUUCAGCUGGAGAAGGUUCCAGAACGAACAGAAAUCAGCUUCAAAGGAGCAUCACAACUGGUGUCCUAUCACAGUGGAAUGCCAGACCUGUGGCUUAGAUUCCCUCCGCUGUCUGUUUGUCCUCUGCUCUUUUUUUUUUCUUUCUUUUUUGUAUUUUACCUUAUUUCUUUUGCUUUUUCUUCUGGGCUCUCUUCUUUUUCUUACUGCAUGUUUUAAUCACUUUAAUGGAUUACCAAUAAAAUCCUAACGCUGUUUUAAGUUAAAUAAUUUCAAAAAAUAUAUAUAUAUUACAUGUAAAGACAGAAAAAUUAUAAUUAAGAAAAAAAAAAAAAAAAAAAAUAGAGAGUACCACCCGUCCUGUGAAUGCAGUAAAAGUUACCAGACACAGGAUCAUGUCUGCAAGAGCAUUGGACAUCAGCUGUGGGCUAUGUGAAGAAAUCACUUAUUGAGAGAAUCCAUUUUUUUAAAGAAUAUAUAUUAUAUAUAUUUGUAUGUGUUUUGUCUGUUUCACCUUGCAACUUUUUUUUAAAGAUUCUUUUUUUCUUUCUAAAGUAUAAAUUAUGUUUGUGGAUGAGAAUCUAGCAGCUCUGGGACGUGCUAUAGCGUCAGUAUCAUUUUUGUGCAUUAUCUGAGAGGGUCAGAUAAAGAAACAAAGAGAUAAAAAAUGGCAUAUUUUAUCAUCAAUGAUUCCAUUUUUUUUUU
Molecule: messenger RNA, 2145 nt
Organism: Alosa sapidissima (American shad)
Lineage: Eukaryota; Metazoa; Chordata; Actinopteri; Clupeiformes; Clupeidae
Gene: grb2b
Product: growth factor receptor-bound protein 2b
Exons: 6
Coding region: 367-1020 (217 amino acids)
Molecular function (GO): protein binding
Source: RefSeq, a predicted model, not a curated record